CCUUGGUUUAUAUCAGAGAGCCCAAUGGAGCCUUCUGAAGAAACUGUACAGAUUAACAAGGAUAACUUUUUAGAAGUUCCCAGUUUAUCUGAUUCCCUUUCUGAAGAUGAAGAAAUUAAAGAAACCUUCAAUUUGCGCUUCUCCCCUCUCCCAAGACGACGAGGCUCUGAUUCUUUUGAAUCAGAUUAUCCAUACCUGGAUACUCCUUCUUCAGGUUCACGAAGAGUUUCAUUUGCUGAUGCCUUUGGAUUCAAUCUUGUAUCUGUUAAAGAAUUUGACAAUUGGGAGUUACCGGGAGUAUCAACACAUUUUGACUUAAGGGAUGAUAUUUUCCACACAGAGGAAUAUAUUUUAUCUCCACUGUUUGAUUUGCCUUCCUCAAGAGAAGUGCUGAUGCAGGAGCUACAGGUUCAGAAGGCAAUCCUGGAGUCCACAGAGUUCCUAACUGGGCCUACAACUAUGAAGGGCACUAUCCGAGUUUUGAAUGUUUCUUUUGAGAAGGUAGUAUAUGUUAGAAUGUCCUUAGAUAACUGGCAGACACAUUAUGACAUUUUAGCCGAGUAUGUUCCUAAUUCUUGUGAUGGUGAAACUGAUCAAUUCUCCUUUAAGAUUUCAUUGGUUCCUCCUUAUCAAAAAGAUGGAGCUAGGAUUGAAUUUUGUAUACGCUAUGAAACUUCUGUUGGCACAUUUUGGUCAAACAAUAAUGGCGGAAACUAUACAUUGGUCUGUCAAAAGAAGGAAAGGGAGGAAAAGCCUGAAAAAUCACGGGAAGUAAUAACUAACAGACAGCUAAAAGGCUGCUUAAAGGUAAAAUCAAGCAGCAAAGAGGAAUCAGAAAUAUUAGAGGAGAAUAAUUGUAAUAAUUCAAGGACUACAGAUACCUCUCUCCCAACAAUCAUUUGUUCUCAUGAGGAUAAGGAAGACAUGGAAGCCAGUAGUCAAAAUGUAAAAGAUGUAAACAAGGAAUAUGAUGAAUACAGCAAAAAAGAAUUAGAGCUUAUGCUAAAUCAGUACUCAGUAAGAACUAGAAGUCCUUCUACCAAAGAUGAAAGUUCAUUUACAACAGAGUCAGUUAAUUUUUCAAAUACAGCUGAAGAAUUUGAGAAUCAGCAAACCCUCGGUGAGAUAAGCAGAGACUUGCUCAGGAGGCCUUUGUCUCCCAGUUCAUCAACAGAAAAUCCUUUAAGGGGAGAAUUAUACAGCAACCCAAAGUGUUCCUUGAAAAAUGAAAUUAGUCACCAACCAGCAGAGGAACUUCCUUCAGGUCUAGCAAAUAGCAGCAAACCAUCAUUGAAGUACACUGAGAGUGGUGAGACUUCUCCAUCACUUGGGAGUCUCCUUAUAAGGCGACAGGAUAAACAUUCUUCUUUUCUAGAUGAAUCAGAAAAUCAAGGAAUAAAAUGGGCGGAUAAUUCAAAAAGUAAAAGUGAGGGUACAAUGGGAAGUGAGAUGGCGGAGAGACCAUUUACCAGCCAGGGGAAUGCUCAUACCUACAAAAAGUCCCAUGAAUUGACAGUGGAAACAGUUUCUUCACAGGAUGACAAAUUAGUGCCAUUAGGUCCAGGAGGCAUGGAAGUACUGGAUGAUAAUGCCAAUCCAGCUGAAGAGGGUCACAAAUUGCAAACAUCUAGUCCAACUGCAUAUUUGCCUUUGGCAGGCAAUGCUGAUCAAGGCAAAGGAGAAAGAACUAAGAUGAUUGAAGCCAAAGAUUGGGAAUGUCCAACAAGAGAGUCUCUUGCUUAUAUACCUGCCCGUAUGAAUGCUUCCAAAGAAUGUCCUGUUACAGAAAAGAGAGCUUCUAGAAAAGGGCGUGGGAACAUUAAAGAAAAGGAGGAACAAAGAAUCAAAUUUGGCAUUAAUGAAAGGCAAAAUGAAAAUGUGUCUACCUCAACAGACCAUCAAGAGAGAAGAGGGCAUCCUGAAACUGGUGUUAACAUGAGUCAAGCUAGUAAUAAUUCCUUUCAUGACUCUCAGAGCAAAGGAAAUGAGAUCUCUGCUAGCUCCUGUGACUUGGCACCCAGAGUUGCUAGAUCAAAUUCUCUCAGAACUGAUUUAGCUAGCCCCAAAGAUGGGUUUACAGCCCAAAGGAGUGAUCUAGUGAAUUCAGAAGGCACCACUCCAGAAAGAAUGCAUGGCCAAGUUUGCUCACCAGAAAAUGGAAAUGUCUUGCAAACUGAUCAGUAUCUUCCCCGGGUUCAAAGAGAGAAAUCAGAUAGGAAUAUUUCUGACGAUCGGAAUAAGAUUGCAUGUGGAAAUCAAAGUUGGAACAUUCUGGAAAGUCAGGUAGUUUUAAAAGAGAGUAAGACAAAUAGAACAGAACAGAUCAAGGAACAAGCAGAUGGUGAAGACAAGUGGGAAAUAAGAGAUAAUACAAGGAACCUGAAUGUUACUCCUACAGAAGAAUUGUUUACCUGCCAAGAAACAGUGAGAUGUGAACUGUCUUCUGUAGCUGAUCAUGGUAUUACCGAGAAAGCAGAAGCAGGUACAGCUUAUAUAAUUAAGACAACAUCAGAAAGUACUCUAGAAAGCAUGUCUGCUAGAGAAAAAGCAAUAAUUGCUAAGCUACCUCAAGAGACUUCUCUAAGUGACAGGCCCACUGAGGAAAGGGAAACAGCGUUUGAUCCACAUGAAGGGAGAAAUGAUGAUUCACAUUAUACCCUUUGUCAUCGGGAUUCAGUGGAUGUAAUCUAUGACAUUGACUUUGAAAAGAAAUCACAUUUAGGUAUUUAUAAUGUACACAUAGAUGAAACACGAAAGGAAGAAACUAUGUCUCAGUGCAAUCCAGGGGAAAUACUUGACAGGGCAGAGCAUGGCAUUAGAAAUAUUGCAAUUGUAGGAGAAUCUAGGCAGGUCACUCCUGAGAAUGGAAAAGCAAGCUCAGAACCGGAUUUCUAUUCAGCACAGUUAGCUACUGUUCCAAAAAUUUUAAAGAAAAAUAUAUAUCAUUCAGAGGCCCAAAGUCUCCCUCAGAAGAAUGCUGAUUUGGUUGCUCUUGCUCAUCAAAGCUUCAAUUCUGAAAGAAGCAUAUGUCCUCAAAAUGGCACUUCUGUUUCCAUUUGUCCUAAUAAAACUCAAUACAAUGAGGAAGCAUUUACUACAGAUUAUCCAGUGACUACCAUGUCAAUCAACUCCAUUUCUACUACAUCAGAGUUCAAAUAUGACCCCUACAGUGAAGUCCAGUAUAGUAAGAAAAACCAAUAUCCUGGGCCUGUACCUCAAGAAUAUAGCAAGAGUUCAAGCAUAUUGACUUCCAGUGAUGGGAGAGAAAGGUUCCCAGAUGAAAGUUCCCAACGGGCAGAAAAUAACAUGGAGAAGUCUUUAGGGCCAAUGAUUUUAAUCAGUGAGCCUGUUGAGGAGAUAGAAGAAACAAGUGGUGAAACUGCUGAAUUAAUAAGCUAUGGACAAGAAUUAGCCUCCCCGGGUUCCAAGCCAGGUAACAGGUCUGACUCCUCCAAUCUCCCUGUCCAGGACAAUCAAACUCUGGCCAGUGAGUCAAAAUACAGCUCUAAAAUAUCCUAUUUCCUCUUGUUCAUUCUGUUUCUCCUAACAACCUACUAUUUUGACUUAAUGAUUGGCUUGGUCUUCUACCUUUUUUCUUUGUACUGGCUAUCUUGGGAAGGAGGGCGACCUCAAGAACCUGUCAAAAAGAAGUAACCACACAGAUUUUAUUAUUCACUUAAAAUUUAAGCUAUUAUGCCCCAAACAUUUUGAUUGUUAAAAGGGAAUAUUCAUCGUUCAAAGAACCAGCACAGUUUUUCUCUUGAAGGAUUGGUUUAAAAAGGGAUGCAUAUGAAGUUCACUCCUUCAUAUAAGUAAUUAUUCUAUAUAGGACCAUUAUGUUUGGAUCAUUAAAUACCUAUAUGAAUAUGAGAUCUGAAGCACGUCAAGUUAAAAUUAGGUGCAGCUGUUGCUCCUUAGCAGGCUAUGAAGAUGCAAUGCUUCAUGUCUCCUCACUACUUAAAAGUGCCAUUUUCUUCCAUUCAUUUCUUUUACAAUAAAGCUUCAACCCUCUCCCCAUCAAGGCUUUACAAAAUAAUUUUAAAAAUAUUUAAAACAAAGCCAAUCGUAGGAGGACUUUUAAAAUCCCCCAGUACUGGCCAUACAAUUUUUGUAUUUCCCACAUGUGUUGCUAUUAUUUCCUAGAAAUUAUUUGCUGGGAGAGCAAAUAGGUCUUUUCAUUUCCAUUUCAUUGUUUAAAGACAUUAUCUGCAUAUUGGGAAACAGAGCUUAAGAACCAUAAAUACAAGUUUGUACAUGUCAAAUUUUGGCAAAAUAAAAGUAGGUACUUCCAUACCACAAAGGUAAUAAAGAUUGAAAUAAUGGAUAGCUUAAAACUCAAUUCCACAAAACUUUUUUGGGUGAGUGUUUUUCCUUUUUUUUUUUUUUUUUUUUUUUUAGUAUUGUAAAGUAGAUUGUAGCACAACUGAAUAAUUUCAUUGACAAGAUUCUAUUUGAGAUAAAAAAAUUUGAAUUCAUUUUUUCAAAAGCAUUACUUUGGAAAGCAUUUGUACCUAUGAAGCAUAAAGCAUUAAAUAAUAAUUUUUUAAAAAGAACUUCUGAUACUUGGUACAUUUAGAUGUGAUUUCUUUUUCUUUAAACAAAAAAAGGUAAAAGCAAGAUUUUAAUUCAUUUUCAUUUUAAACAUUAAAAAUAAGCAAACCAACACUUUUCUACACACAAAAACCCAACAAUUAAACACUAGUUACAUUCAUAACUUCUAAUUUAUUAGCUUGCUAAGGUGGAUAAAACAUUUUAAAGUUGAUAAUAAUCAGUUGUAAGAACAUACUCAAUAGGAAAUAGAAGUUUUUCUGAUAUAGAGGUAACUGGCAACAUCUAUUAUUAUAUAUAGUUAAUUUUAUAGAGUAGUGGGAAUUGAUCAUUUUAUCAAGUGGAAAUAUCAUUAAAAUUUUGAUGGUAUAUUUUACUUUGGACACCCUUUGGAGUCUCUCCCAAAUGGUGAACUUAGUGAAUGUUUGAAUUUAUUUAGUUACUUCUAGAGACCAUGAAAGAGACUUCAUAUCAGUUAUUCUUUCUGUUGCACUUUUUUCAUCUCUUUAUUUCAGAGAUUCAUCCUCAGAGAUAAUAGCAACAUACCUCAUCUCAUGAAAAUGAUAAACCAAAAAUCAAAAGUUGUACAUAAAGCUAUAUAUAUCUAAGAACUAUUUCUUAAACUUCAUUUUAUAUAUCAUAAUAAAAACUCUGGAUGCAUUGUAUAAAGAGAAAAUUAUGAUAAAUUUAGUUUUAGCUAAUUCUCAUGCAAAAGGAGAAUGUAUUUUUCUCUCUUCAUAUUAGAUAAUUUCAGCUACCUUACUUGUUCCAGAUUAUAUGAUUCCAUGCAUAUCAAAUGCCAUUCAGACUAGAUGACUGACAUUAGCUUUUUAGACUAACAUAUAUAAACACUCUGAGAUAGAACUUGGGGCAAAUAUUUGAUUGUUUGAGCUAGUAUAUUUUCAUUAAAAUACAAGUGGAAUACUGUAGGCAAUAUCUAGAAUAUUAUCUCUAAAACUGUUGGGUUGAUAAUUUUGUUGACAGGUUUAUACAAAGUUUGGAGAAACACUGUAGUUAAUAAUAGCAUUUCUUCAGGUCUUAAUGGUAUGAUUUUUGCAUUCUACCUUUAAGGGUUUUAGUGAAUAUGUCAUAUCUUAUUAUUGCAAAACAAAAUACUAUAUUGCUUUAUUGAACAUAGGUGCCUGGACUACAAUUAUGCAUUUAAAAGAACAAACUUUACUGCCUAUAUUUGAUUUUUGAUAACAUUUACUUUCAAAACUAUCUCAAAAUUUAUUUGUAGUGUGAUAUUAGCAACCUCCUUAGGAUGGAAAAAUAUUCAGUUGUAUAUUUAUCGUGCAGUGAAAAAAUUGGUACCAGGUUUAGGCACUGACUUUCCUAUUGUUUCUUAUGGAGCAAUUUUCAUAUAAAGAAUGAAAUAAAGUGAUAAUCCCUUGGGGAAAUCUUGAUAGGUAGGUAGAAAGAUAGAUUUAGGCAAGUCUGUUUUGGUCGCACCACUAUAUUGAAUAGGAAAAAUGGCAUGCAGCGAAUACUAGCAAUCUUCACUUAUCCAAGAUCUAUCCCUGAAUUAACAUGGCAGGUGUAAUCUUUACAAGUAUCAUUGCCAUCAAUAUCCAUCCAUAUGCAUUUGUUGAGUAUUCAAAGGGUUUGUGGCAUUGUAGUAAGCAAAGUAAAGUGAAUCACAUGUCUACUGCCUGAAUUGUAUAAGUAAUAUGAAUUGUUAAACCUUCAUAUUCUAUCUUGCCCAGUCUGCUGGCUAUAAGUAAGAAAGAAAAUUCUAAAAAUUAACUAGCAGAAUGAGCUAUGCCACUAGUAAAAAUAAUUGGUUUAAAAAUUCAAAUUUGUAUAAGACAUCCCAAUCCUUUUCAGUAGACUCCUUUUGUUAAAAAAAAAAAAAAAAAAAAAAAAAAAAAAAAAAAAAAAAAAAAAAAGUAAGUCCAUAGAAUUGUUCCCAUCUAUCAGAAUUCCAAUAGCACAGAGAAAGGACAAUCUCAUCUCCUAGUUUGGAACUUUUAAGAAAUCUCAGGAAUGCAUAAGAAGGCAUCCCUCUUUUCUGAGAGAAUACCAUGACCUCACUUGAACAACUUCGCUCUCAAAGAGACAGGUAGAUUGUUCUACAAAUUCUUUUUCUUCUUCUUGAACAAAUCAAGACCCAUGUUGGCAAAUCCAUCACUGUAAUCUUGUUGAAUAUUGUUACCUCCUUUUCAGUUAUCAGGCUGACUGACUAGGUCAUAGUCUUCACUCUUAAAGAAAAACAAAAAUGACUGGAACCAAGAGUCAACUAUUACCUCAAGGACCAACCCAUUCAAGUAUUUUGUAUAGUGCUUUAUUAUUUCAUUAAAUGCUUUACUACAGAUCAAUAUGGUAAAUUAAAUCUAAUGCAACAUGGGUUUUCCUGAUUAUAGGAGUCUGUCUCCUAUAUAAUUAUUUGUGAUAUCAACCAUUCUGGACACUGACUUGGUGAAUUAAAGGAAUUCUGUGUCUCAUAUUUAAAGACUGAGUGUAAGAUCUUGGUGCUUCUUUUUACAUAUGGAUCAUAUAAGAUAUAAGUGGAUGGGAUUAGUGCUCUCUACCUUCAGGGGAUGGACAUCUGCUAAGGCUAAUAUGAAUGUAUUUAUAGACAGGGUUUUCUUAAUUGUUAUUGUUUUUAAUGUCAUCCUGUUCUGUUACUAUGAGACCAUAUUCUAGUUUUUCCCUAUGAUUCUAAAAGGAGAUAUUGACCUACUAUUACUACAACCUCUCCAGCAUGAGAAGAACAAAUUUAAAAAGUCAUUUUAGGUGGAGUGGUAGAGUAGAUAGAGGGCCAAAUUUGGAAUCAGGAAAACUGGAUUCAAGUCAUGCCUCUAAAACAUAUUCUCUGUGUGACUAUUGGACAAGUAAUUUAAAAUUUCAGGUCUUCAGGAAGCUUCUUAAUUCUAAAAGUUACUGAGAAAGUUACAGAUAUCCAGCAUUGACAUAAUGAAUAGCCACACCAGGAGAUUCCUAACUGAAGAAAUCAUAAGCCAUUUCCCUAAUGAAUUAUUAAUAUGUACCAGGAGGACACAUUCUCUUUAUCUAUUUAAUAUUGGCUUGAUUGAAAAUCUACCAUUUCCCCAUGACUAUCCUGAAACUCCUUCCUAUUAGUUUAUGGUUUUAUUUUUGGGGGAGAUAAAUGCUUUUAAGUGUCAUAAGAUAGGCAAUUAUUGAAACUGUUAAAAAUCUUAAAAGGCCCAUCAUCCUAAGUUCAGCAUUUUGCUUGAAUGCUUCAUUUCAUUUUUUCAAAAUAGAAAAAAUAAAAUAUAUGACAUUUCAACAAUGAAAAAUUCUCAUGCUUCUUUCAAUGCAUUCACCUCUGAUUGCCAUAUUCAUGGAAGGAAUUAGUGACAUGGAUAAUCCUUAAGUGUAGACAAUUUUUAAAAAAUUUAUAUUUGACUUUGGUGUCCAUGAUCUAAUUGGUUUUGACCAUCAAUUUAGACUUCUGAUGGUGUUUAAUUAGGCUAUUGUUUAAAUGAAUUUGCCAUUUACAAUCUUGCUCAGCUACGCUUCCUGAAGUUGUACUCCUCUGCUCCUUAAUUCAAACCCUGUAGCAAAAGUAGACUAACAUCUCCUUGUUUCCAGAAUAACCCAUGUUUAUUUCUUCCUUAGUUCUCUUUUUCAUGCUGUCUCCUUUAUCUGAAACCUUCUUAUCCUUUUUCUAUCUAAAUUUUAGUCAUUUUUCAAUGUCAUUUUCAAUUACACCUCUCCAAUUACACAAUUAUAAAACCUUUCUUAACAGUACUCUAACCCACAUUGAUUUUUCCUUUCCAUGAAAUCCUAUAGUAGUUGAUGUUCAAAAUAAUUAUUUGGAAACAAUUAUAUACUCUUUGUAAAGUUAUUGUUUAUGUCAUCUUAUUUUCCAUAGUAAACUGGAAAUUCCUAAAGAACUUCCAAAGGAGGCAAAGUAUUGGGUACAUAUGUAGCAGGUGCUCAAUAAAAUAUUUGUUAAAACUAAUUAGCAGGAAUAUUUUUGAUAAUGUGAAUAAUAGUUUAGAAUCCCAAUAAAUGAAGGGCUCAAAAGUGGAACAAUCUUUGAUAGCCAAUGAUCAGAGGAGAACGCCUCUUGAAGAAAAGAAAUCUUGUAGAUGUGAGGGGAUAAUGCUUUGGGAAGUUUAAUUUAUUUUUAAAUUAUUGUAUAAAUUCACCCAAAAUCAUUAAAUUAUUUUAGGAAAAUAUUGUUUAAAAGAUAGAAAGAGAGAGAUAUAGAUAUAGAUAUUGGAACUAGACCUGUAAUUUAAUUUGAAAAUGAACUCCCACAGUGAAGAAACGUCCUCUACCAAUACAGAUUCAUUUCUUCACAACAAUUUGCAACUUUAGUUGGCUGCCUGGAGCCCUAAAAAGUUAGUGACUUGUCCAGAGUCACAUAGCCAAUAUGAAUCAGCGGUAGGAGUUGAAUGGUGUUUUCAUGGCUUCCAGGAUAUCUCCCUAUGCUCUAUUCUCCUUUCCCCCUCUUUUCUUCAAUUUUUUAGGAGGAAAGUGACCAAAAUAAAAGUGAAAAGAUAAUUGGGAUAUACAAAUAAAAAUGCCAUGGGCUACUGGGUGUGGGGAAAAGGGAAAUGCUUCGUUCCUUCUGUUCCUCUUAAAUAUUAAGCAGCUUUUCUUUCUCUUCAACAUUCCCAAAGCAGCCACAUCCUCUUCAUAUGCUACAACAUACAGAUUGCAAAUUAGAAGAAUAAUUCCUUAAUUUAGUAGUUAAUGUGGAAGUUGAUGGUACAAGAAAAUGUUUUUUAGACGAAGUAGCUCAUUAGUUUUAAAAGCACCAACCAUCACAAGGUUUAAAGUGCAAGAAAUUCAAUCCUAGCAACUGCUGUUAUGACCUUUGAGACUGGCUGAUCUGGUCAAUUUUACACCUGUGCUGUAUGUCAACUUUUAAGGCAAGCAAAUAGAGCCACAAACAAGGGAAGUGAACUGGAUUUCUUCUGCACUGAUUAUCACAUUUGUCCACUUUGACCAGAAAUUGUUAAAUAAAUACAUCCUAAAUGAUAUGACUAAUGCCGAUUAAGUAAUUAAAAAGACAACUGAUUAAUGAAAAUAUGAAGUAUAUUCAAAGCUGUGCUUAAUGUGUAAAAGAUAUUUUAGUUUUAAUAGCCUUACUCUAACAGGUUUUGAAUUUUAUCUUCUCUGUAACUAUUUAAUCUGUGAUGUUUCAAAAGUAUUAAAUAUCUAUCUAUUAAUAAAAUUAGUCUUUAUUCCCACCUGAUUCUACAAAAAUUGAAAUGAUUUCUUUUUAUACCUAUCUUUAAAGCAACUUUCAAGUAGAAAUGUUCAACGACAAGAAAUGUAAUGAGUUUCAGAAAAUGUCAAGGGUAUCUGACACUGGUCUCUUAUUGUUGUAACACAUGUCUUUUUCACCAUGAUAUUCAUUACUAUGACACAUUGGUUAAUAUGGUUCUGGGUGGAAAUAAAUUUAAAUUUUCCUCAAGAUACACUUUAUAAGAUACAGAAAGAGACAUCUGCUGAGGAAAAGGAAGGAGAUGGGUUUAUUUAUGAUGCUACACAACCCCUUCCCUUUUUCAAUUAGUUAACCAAUGUAUAUAGUUAUUAAAUACUUACUACAUGCUAGUCACUGUACUGAAGAUACAAAGAAAGGCCAAAAUCUUUCCCUCAAGGACCUUUGGGGGAUUCUAAUGGGGGAGACAUCGUGGAUAUAACUAUAUGUAUACAAGAGAUAUAGAAAGUCGAUGGAAGGCAAUCUCUAAAUAAAGGCAUUUUUUUCCUUCA
Molecule: messenger RNA, 10242 nt
Organism: Antechinus flavipes (yellow-footed antechinus)
Lineage: Eukaryota; Metazoa; Chordata; Mammalia; Dasyuromorphia; Dasyuridae
Gene: PPP1R3A
Product: protein phosphatase 1 regulatory subunit 3A
Exons: 4
Coding region: 25-3654 (1209 amino acids)
Biological process (GO): regulation of glycogen biosynthetic process
Cellular component (GO): protein phosphatase type 1 complex
Molecular function (GO): protein phosphatase 1 binding; glycogen binding
Source: RefSeq, a predicted model, not a curated record